Molecule: messenger RNA, 1220 nt
Organism: Manis pentadactyla (Chinese pangolin)
Lineage: Eukaryota; Metazoa; Chordata; Mammalia; Pholidota; Manidae
Gene: TMEM176B
Product: transmembrane protein 176B
Exons: 7
Coding region: 142-954 (270 amino acids)
Biological process (GO): negative regulation of dendritic cell differentiation
Cellular component (GO): membrane
Source: RefSeq, a predicted model, not a curated record
UUGCGCUGCUGGGUUAGGUCAGGCCCCCACCUCCCCGCCCCUCCCACUCUUCUCUCUCCAGGCGCUGGCAGGUCGCGGCUCCAGCUCAGCUCCUUCCAGGCCUGACUGCUUGGAGCCCUCCCAGAGGGGAAAGCAGGCAGGAUGGCCCAGAGCACGGUGACAGUGAACGGAGUGGAUGUGGGCUCCAGGCUGCCCCAGUCCACCCACAUCAACAUCCACAUCCACCAGGAAUCAGCUUUGGCACAACUGCUAAAAGCUGGGGCUUCGCUGAAGGAGCACUUCUCUCGCCCUCGGGAUACUGGGCCUUCUGAGGCCAGGAUAAGCUAUUGGCAGCUGGCACUGGGGGUGACCCAGAUAUUGCUGGGGGCAGCGAGCUGUGCCCUGGGGGUGCUGCUCUAUUUUGGGCCCUGGAUCGUGCUGCGGGCUUCAGGCUGCGCCUUCUGGGCCGGGUCUGUGGCUAUUGCAGCAGGAGCUGGGGCCAUCGUCCAUGAGAAGCACCGGGGCAAACUUUCCGGCUGGGUGUCAGGUCUGCUCACCCUGGCUGGCCUUGCCACGGCCACGGCGGCGGUCGUCCUGUGUGUGAACAGCUUGUCCUGGCAAUCUGAUGGCAUCCUCUACCUCGACUAUGUGUGUGGUCGCCCAGCCCCUGACAGCACAACCCCUGAGUACGGGAUGCGGCGGAGCAGCCGCUGGUCACGCUGGGAGGAGGAUCAAUGCAGAGCCUACAUGCAGAUGCUGACGAACUUGUUCCUAGGAAUCCGUGUUCUGCUCCUGGCUGUCUGUGUCCUGCAGGUCAUUGUAGCCUUGGCUUCUGUGGGCGUGGGCCUUCGAAGCUUGUGCGGCCAGAGCUCCCGGCCCCUGGAUGAGGAAGGGACAGACAAGAAGCUGCUGGGGGAGAAUUCUGUGCCUCCCUCCCCCUCCAGGGAGAAGCCCGCAGCCGCCAUCAUCCUGUGAGCUUCAAAGAUCUGCCUGGGCCCGGCGGCGGCCCUGUCCAGAGUAGCCCAAGGCUUGAGGGGACAUACCUACUCCCUGCGGCCCGCACUGCAACCCCCCUUUGCAACCCCCCACACCUACCUCUCCUUUGGCCGCUGCCCAGCCCCUCCUUCUCUACCACCCCGCCCCCGCUGCUCCCCCCCUAGUGUCCUCCAGCCAGUGUGAACCUUGGUCACAUUUCCGCCAAUGCUGAUUAAACAGAAACAACCAGGAAAAAUAACCAGAAA